Oncorhynchus gorbuscha (pink salmon) is the source of this 13870-nucleotide messenger RNA. RefSeq names its product chromodomain-helicase-DNA-binding protein 2-like. Lineage: Eukaryota; Metazoa; Chordata; Actinopteri; Salmoniformes; Salmonidae. Gene Ontology annotation, molecular function: ATP binding; ATP-dependent chromatin remodeler activity; ATP hydrolysis activity. The transcript is spliced from 40 exons. The coding region runs from base 6743 to 12157 and encodes 1804 amino acids. The record is from RefSeq and is a predicted model, not a curated record. Gene Ontology annotation, biological process: regulation of transcription by RNA polymerase II; nucleosome organization. Gene Ontology annotation, cellular component: nucleus; chromatin.
UUGUUGCUAGCCAGUAUGGCAAUAGAACAUUUACAACGAAUGACAGGGUUGCGUCCAUAAGAUGCAGAACAAAAAGACUUGGUCGUGUCUCUGGCAACCAAACCGAUAGAACGAACGACCAGCCGGCUUGGGUAGCAACUCUAGAUUUGUGUCAAGACUUUAUCUUGUGUAAGGAUGAAAUAGAAUGAAUAAAAAUAAUAUUUUUCUUGAAAAUAUGUAAAUCGUUAUUAGAAUAUGUUGGUAACCCGUUGUAUGAAAGUGAUAAUGUCCUCGUAGCCAACUUUUUCUUGGGCCUAACAACACCUGUGUCAAUAUAUCCUCCAAACCCUGGCUUCUCUGGCAUUAUCACUUAAAAAUCAUGGUCGCAAGGCAUAUGAAUUACCAGGUAAUAGAGCAAACAACGCAAUUAUUGCAACCAAAAUGUUGUAAUAUGCCUUUUUUUCUGGCUUCCCAAGUGAUUUCACCAACGCACCGCUACUAUCCUUAACCACUGAUACAGGAUCUGAUUGUUCUUCCCCUAGUUAUUAAGGUUAGGGUUUGGUAAGGUAAUCUGAUCCAAGAUCUGUAGCGACGUGUAACUUCUACCUCAAGCUCAUCUGGCACCCUUUUGUUUUUCCAUUGCAAAGAUAAUUCUGGUCUGAUUACAAUACUAUUGACCUGCACACCCUAUCUCCUCCUCCUCUCUUUGGGAUGAUCACUAUCUAAUAGUAUAAAGCAUGAUUUAUACAAUGUUUUUGGGGGGUUAUUCAGUCUGGCGAGAUCAGUGAUCCUCCCAAGCAGGGAGGGCUUACAGCGCUUGUUGCUAGGCUGUGGUUCUUUUUAAAGAAAAUCUUCCACUGCAAAACAGCAAGAGCGAUUCUGGCUUUCAUCUUAUUGGUUGGUGAUGGGGGUGGAGUACCAAGGACUGAACACUGAACAGGACAUUCAAAAUGGCGUUUAUGUUAUUGCUGCUUCUUGCAAAGCAAUGCAGUUACAGUCUAUCCAUGAAUUAUUCAGUUAUGUCUGUAUGCAAGAGAUUAUAAUAUGGUCAAUGCACUGUUCAAUAAUUAUUGAGGUGAAUAUAGGGCUAUGCAACACGUGAUGUAAUAAGUGUCUGCUGAAAUGUUUAGUGAAAUAUACAGGACAGGAGGAAUUAAAACAAAACUGUUUGAUAUUCAAAACUACAGAUUAUUUCACUACUGAAGUUUGUUUAUAUCUUGCCUUUAAAUGGUCUUCAUAAACACAUUUCUUAGGAGGCACACAAAAGGUGUAUUUAAAUGCAUAACAUACAUAAAUAACCCUUUGAGAAUACAUAAUUGGGUAUUGUAGGGGAAUCUUGCAACAAUGUAUCCUUCCUCCUUGUAACUAACAUUAGAUGCAUUUCAAAACGUUGAGCACAAUGUUGCAUAUUGACUUCAAUUAAUAUAUUAAUUGUAAUAAUGUAAACCUUCCGCGCAGAGGCUCUGCUACCCAGGAUGCUGGUGUGUUUCAGAGGAAGUUGUAUGCGCUUAUGUUGAAAAAGAGGGGGCAGAGCUGUAUUGAACAGGAUAACAGUUCAGGCAGACGUAGUGGGAAGGACAGACCGAAGAGACGAGCCCACAGCACAGCACAGCAUGGCAGAGAGAAGCACAACUGUCAGGGAGAAGUUCCCGAUAAAAUACGAAAAUCAGAAAGAAAUGCGGCGGCCGCGUGGUAGAAGACAAGGGAUAGCGCCCGUCUCACAUAUGGGAACCAUUGAAGUUAGAAAAAUGGGCUGAAAGAAGAAUACCAAUGUUUUGAUAUUUGAAAAAAUGUUUGUCAUCCGGAUGGUCGACCAUAUUUAUGACUAGGGGGAUUGGAAUGACCAAGACUUAAUCAAGGCCUGAACUGUCAUUCCCUCCCAAUGAAAUAAGAAGACAGCUAUGUGUAAGUCCAUGUCUUUUUAUCUGUGCUGUAACAAAUGGAAUGUUUCUUCAAAUAUCUGCUAUAACACUUUCAAUACUGUACUAAAUCAAUUGAACAUUUUUUACCUCUGUUGCAUAAUAUUUAAGUAAAGGUUGUGAUCUUUAGCGCAAAUAACAAUCCAGAGGUAGGUCUAUUUAUUGGUAAUGGUAGUAGGGUUCCCAGUUAUAUAUAAUUUAGAGCAAUGAUUGUAAACAAUUGAGAUCAACAGAGAUCUCCCACCUUGGAAUUGUACCUCAUCUUCCAGUAUUAUUGAAAGAUGUGUAUUCCGGUGAAAGUUAGAACACUUUAGCUAAAUCAGUUUAAAGUUGCUCAUCUAUCCCUUUUGGUAUAAGAAGCCUUGUAAAGGGAAUUUUAUCAUAUCACAAUAAUUAAAGACAGACUCCUCCCCUUUAAAAAAACAAUUUGCAUAAAAUAUGCCCAUACUCCCCCGAGAAGCAGCAUAUUUUCCCUUGUAGCUGAAAGUUUCCAUUCAUUCUUGAUAGCUUCUUUAAGAGUUCCUCAAUCUUUCAAAUAUUCACAGAUUAUUUUCAUGCCUGUGACAUAUGCCAGCCCAUCAUGUACUAUGAUUAUUCACAACUGCCCAAAUCUAUCCUUUAGUCUCUUUUCUUUUAACAAACUUAAUCAUAAAAAAUGUUUUCACUUCAUCUCUAUGGUAAGGUCAGUUAAUUCUGACAAUGCAUAGACUAUUAUUCUAUAGUACUCUUAUUGUCUCAUCUGGUAUAAUAAAGUAACCUAGAUACUACUACCAUUAUGUUUGACUUUUCCAACAAUGUUAGAAAAUAGUGAAACUGUUACACUUAGGCCACACUGUCUUCUGUGAUACAUUUGGGGCGGCAGGUAGCCUAGUGGUUAGAGUAUUGGGCCAGUAACAAAAGGUUGCUGGAUCGAAUCCCCGAGCUUUCAAGGUAAAAAUCUUGUCAUUCUGCCCCUGAAAAGGCAGAUCAGCGGCACUGUUCCCCGGUAGGCCGCCAUUGUAAAUAAGAAUUUGUUCUUAACUGACUUGCCUAGUUAAAUAAUAAAACAAUCCAGUCUCUUUUCUUUAGUAAAAUAUGAAACGGGGACUAAGUCUGUAUUAAUUAGACCCAACCCACCUCUACUAAUGGAUUUCUGUGCAUGGCCCUACUGUCCACUGAAUGAUAAUGGCAAACUAAAUGUUCAACGGAAACUCAGUUUUCUUGGCAGGAUCCUCCAAAAACGAACUUUGUUGUCACCUGCUGGUCAAGAAAUGACAUCUUGGGUCGGACCAUAUGAAUGUGUAACCAUAUGAAUGUGUAAUCCAUUUUGAGAAAAAGAUGGUUUUAUUCUCAUACCACAUGUAGAUUUGAUCUCUUCCUUGGUGAAUCUCUGCUGGUCAUGUUUGGAAAUUCUGGAGGCAGGGUGCAUGCAGAGGAAGCACAUUUAGCAUAUUUUGUGCAGUUUAGCUCAUGCAUGAUUAUUAUUUUUGUAGUUUUGUGUUUUGUUUACAAAUCAAGCUGCAAUAGUUUAGAAUCAACCGUAAUGGUUCAGCAAUGUCAGUUGUCUAAAAGUGUUGGAAAAGGAAUUUUGCAAGAUUAUGAGAUUAACUCAUGCCAACGUGUACUCAAUGUGAUUCUGGUGGGCCCCCUAAUGGACAGUUUAAGUAGUUUUGCCUAGCCUGACAGAAAAAUAAUAAUAAACCGUAUCAAGUUAAUGUUAUCAAAUUAAUUGGUAACAUCUAAAGAGCAUGGUGCAAUUCCAGAAGUAGAUCACAAACCAUGGCAUAAUUCGUUUUUCUAAUUUUGAGAAAUAACUAAUUUACAUGAUCCACAUUCAAAUAUAAGUUAUAGUGAAUGGUCAUAUGUUUCAAUUAACAGAUGUGCUAGAACAUUCCAUUUGCUUAGCUUUUACUUGUGCAUGCAAUUUUGUUGUAUUUCCUGUUUUGUCUUUUGUUUCCAAUUGUUCAACUCUAAAAUGUGUUGAAUGGUUGCUAUUGAAUUGCAUAAUGCUAUGUUCAUGUGCUCUCGGAAUUAUCGGAAACUCAGGAUUGGGAUACUUCUGUAAAGCUCCCUGAAUCGCCAUCAUUACGAGUUUCCGACAUCCAAAACCGAUCACAACAAGCUCCCACGUAGGAAAUAGUCGUUGUACUCCCGACUUUCCCAGUUCAGAUAGUUUUGAGGUUCAUACUAGAACACUUGCAUUACUUUUAGUAUUCCAUAUAUUUAUUCACUUCAUUGUCUUCGGUUCAUGUUUGAAAAGCAUGAGCAUCUCUGCAUUCAAUUAGAGUACUGUUUUAAAAGUGAUAAAAGGCACACAAUGCCAUUUGGGCAAAUAGGUCAGAAUUCUGAAAUAUUUAUGUCCAAUCUGUUUGCAAAUUACAUGUUAUAUGUAUGGGGAGCAAGGAUUCAGCCCUUAAUGCUCUUAGAUAUAUUUUUAUUAUUAUAAUAUUUUUUUCAUUGAUUCGAAUUGCGAUAUUUGUUACCACAUACUGCAGUAAUGUACAGACAUUUUAAACUUCUGGGUUUCAUUACCAACUUGACUUUUAGCUAGCUAUUCAGAAUUGGAAUCUUUUGGAGUUAUUAAUGCUAUUUUGGUCCAAAAAAAAUCCACCUGAUGGGUUUGGACAAUAGUUAAUAAUUAAUUAAAUGUAAUAUAUAUAUAUAUAUAUUUUUUUUUUACUCAUUUCAUCUUUUUCUUAAUUCCAUUAAAGACCCAAUUCUACUGGACAUUGAAGUGGAGACAACUGCUUUGUCAUCAAGAUGGCGACUGGGAUUUGGGAGCUAAUUGGAUUUUUGAAAAGCUGACUGCUUGGAUUUUUCUGGAUUUUAUUUGACUGUGUCAAUUGGAAUUACUUAAACUUUCACAUGGACUCUUGUGCUGGGGAUUUUUUGGACUCAGUUGUUUGAAUAGGCUAUUGUAAUAGUUGCUUUUACUGCAUUCAAUUAGAGUACUUUUCUACUUCUGUGAUUUCCUAAUGCGCUGUUAUUUAUAUUAAAUAAAACGUUUUUUUUUUUCACAAUUCUGACUCUUUCAUUGGUCAAUAUGCUACCCAAGAUUGUUACCAGACUAUAUUGUCUAUUUUCUAAAUGUGAAAAUUCUAAAUACAAACUUUGAAUCAAUUUCACAAAAAUGUAAUGACCUGUCUGGUAUUUUCUUGGGCUUCUUAAUGCCUCCAGUCAGUGGAAGGGAUACAAUUUUAAAUUACAUAAAUAGUGCUAGCUAGUAAUUACUACCUUUACAUAGGAUCGAUGGAUGUAGUAGAAGGUAAACGCAAAUAACGCAGUUUACGCAACUUUUUAUUUGGGGAAUCUUCACACACCUAUUACGCUAAAGUUUUUUGCUGAAGUGUUUACAUUUACUUGUCUCCAUCUCAAGCAUUGCUGAGCAACUUACCUUUGUGUAACACUACAUCCCUGGUGGGAUAAUUUCCUUUCAAGUUAAUUACAUCACACACUUUGGGUACCAUUUAUACACUCUAGGUAGGACUUCUGUCCACAAAAUCUGAUUUGCGUGAUUAGAUUUUUUUUAAAUACUGAAGUUAAAGCGUAUGGCUUAUUGUGAUUGAUGCAGUCCAUGGUGAAGUGGCUGGCUAAUCCAGACUAUUAAUUAAACCAAUAAAAGUUAUACACUGCAGCUCUACAUAAUACAAAGAGUUAAAACAGAGCUUUUGGCAAGAACUGAAAUGGUGUCCAAGGUUGUUUGCGUCUAAAAUGGCUCCUGAAGUCUUAUUUCCUGUCUGAACAGGAAGUGAUGGGUCUCUGUUUUAAAUAUUAUCGUUCUACUUUAAACCCAUUUUUUUCCAAUAUGUAUCUACAUUUGUCAAAUUAUAUCCUCUUGACGUGAAGAAACUAAAUUAAAAAUAUAUAAAAAUGUAAUAUAGUUUUGCCGUUUUUAUACAAAAUUAAGGGGGUGGGACUUUUGGACAUCACCUGAGUGUGGGGUAAAUGGAAAUAACGUCAAUCAAAGGCAAAGCUUUCAGAGCUAGGAAGGAGCUCUAGAUGGCGGAUGAGCCUUGGGAAAGGGAACAAUUAACUGGGCUUUCGUCAGACCUUUUCUUUUUCAUGAAAUCAAGCUCGAAUAUGACGCGCUAUUAAUAUUUGUUUUACUUAAAAGAAAACGUGUUACUAUAGUGAACAGUGAAUUAGGUUUUCUGCGGUAUUUAAUGCGUUUUUCGUCGUGUAGAUCCGUUUUGCAGCGUGUAUGCGCGAGUCGUUGUUUUCUCUGCCUAGGUUUGGCAGCCAUGGCGCCCCUCCAUUUUUAGUGUGCUCUGUGAAGAGCUCUAGCAUUUCGUCUCAGUAUCACUUUUGUGAGGUUUCAUUAUCCUAUUAACAACAUUUAGUUCUUUUGUGCCUGUUUAUUUUCAUUCAACCUUUUUAAAUUGCAUUUAUUUUAAUUUUUAUGUCAUAAGUAUUAAAGUCUGCUUUUGCGGAUGUGAAUCUAACUUCAUUAUACCUUCCUGUACAUGGAAUAGGUAUGUUGACGUUUUAUAAUACCUACCUACAAUCGAUUCUUUUUUCAUUUAUCACAGUUUAGGCGUUCUUUGUUUGGUGACGCAGUUAGAAUUUGUGCAUGUGGCUCGAUCGGUGAAUCUAAUUGAAAUACACUCAACACUUGGCUUUUUUUAAAUCACAGGAUGUCAUCAGUUGUCAUUUAUUAAUAGAUAAUGUAUAUAGUAAUAUAAAUAAUGCCAGUUUUAAACGUCAGACACAAUGCUGAUGGCUUAUUUCAUAACGUGAAGGUUUUUACUGUCCUCUGAGCAAAAACAAUCUUAUGGGAGUUUUAUAAUGGUCCAUCCCUCUAACUUUCGACAGUCAAUACCAGGACAUAAGAUCAUCAAAUCAAACGUUUUCAAGAUAAAACGACGAUGAAGAAUAAGAAUAAAAAGCAAGAAGAUGAAGGUUCGACUCAAAGCAACGCAUCAAGCAAUUCGGCCUCUGAAGAAUCAAACCACUCUGGGUCGGAGUCUGGGAGUCAGUCGGAGAGUGAACAGGGCAGGGAGAGGAGAAGAUCGCACCACUCUGGAGAGUCCAACAGUUCCUCUGAAUCUGGGAGCCAGUCUGGGUCUCAGAGUGAAUCCCAGCAAGCCUCAGCGGAGGUCAACGACAAACCACCAGUUAAAAAGAGAGACUAUCUGGCAGAUGUAAAGAAGAUGUGGGAAGAGCAUCCAGAUGUCUAUGGGGUCAGGCGAUCAAAUCGCAGCAGGCAAGAACCUGCUCGUCUCAAUAUUGGAGCCGGGGGUAGCAGUGACUCAGAAGGUGAAAGUCCUAAAAGAAAAGCAACACGACAAAAAAGGAAAGAAAAUACCUGGAAGAGUGAUGACUCGGAGCAGGAGGAGGAUGCCAGCAGUGCAGACAGUGAGCAGGAAGAGAAAGUUAGAUCCAGACGACUUCCUGCUAGAAGACCACAGACCCAAUCAUCUACAGUCAAAAAACAGCAGCCUCCAAAGGGAAGGAAAACCAGGAAACAAGAGUCAUCUGUGGAGGAAGAUGAUGAUGAUGAUGAUGACGAUGAUGAAGAUACCCCAAAGAGACAAACCCGGCGAAGGGUGGCGGCCAAAGUCAGUUACAAGGAGGACCUGAAUGACUUUGAGACAGAUUCUGACGACCUGAUAGAGAUGGAGGGAGCUGAGGUGGAGCCGGAAGAUGACAGCGAGACCAUUGAGAAGAUCAUGGACACCAGAACAGGGAAAAAAGGAGCCUGUGGGGCUUCCACUACCCAGUAUGCUGUGGAGGAAAACGGGGACCCCGGAGCAGACUUUGACUCUGAGAAGGAUGAAGGAGAGACCCAUUACCUGAUCAAGUGGAAAGGCUGGUCCUAUAUCCACAACACCUGGGAGAGCAUCGACUCCCUCACUCAACAGAAGGUCAAGGGACUGAAGAAACUAGAGAACUUCAAGAAGAAAAACAAUGAGCUCAAUGCUUGGUUGAACAAAGCAUCCCCCGAGGAUUCAGAAUACUACAACUGCCAACAAGAGCUAACCACUGACUUAAAUAAGCAGUUCCAAAUUUUGGAAAGAGUCAUUGCGACUAAAAUAGGGAAGACACAGGGACCGUCUGAUUUCCCUUCUCACAGCCACAAGAAUGCGUCGUCGUCCAAUGAGCCGGAGUACCUGUGUAAGUGGAUGGGCCUGCCCUAUUCAGAGUGCAGCUGGGAGGAUGGAGCUCUGCUGGGGAAGAAGUUCCAGCACUGUAUAGACAGCUUCACCAACAGGAACUCCAGCAAAACAGUCCCCUCCAAAGACUGCAAAGUGCUGAAACAGAGGCCCAGAUUUGUUGCACUGAAGAACCAGCCAUUGUACAUUGGGGAUGAGAACCUGCUGCUGAGAGAUUACCAACUAGAUGGACUGAACUGGCUGGCUCACUCCUGGUGCAGGUGCAAUAGUGUGAUCCUGGCUGAUGAGAUGGGUCUGGGGAAAACCAUCCAAACCAUCUCAUUCCUUUCCUACCUGUUCCACCAGCACCAGCUGUAUGGGCCCUCUCUGGUGGUGGUGCCCUUGUCCACCCUCACCUCCUGGCAGAGAGAGUUUGACACCUGGGCCCCCGACAUGAACGUGGUGGUCUACCUGGGAGAUGUGAUGAGCAGGAAAUCGAUCCGUGAUUAUGAGUGGGUAUGCCAUCAGACAAAGAGAAUAAAGUUCAAUGCACUUAUAACCACGUAUGAAAUUCUACUGAAAGACAAGGCAGUGUUGGGGAACAUAAACUGGGCCUUCCUGGGUGUGGACGAAGCUCACAGGCUGAAGAAUGAUGACUCCCUGUUGUACAAAACCCUGAUCGAGUUCCGGUCCAACCACAGACUUCUAAUCACAGGGACACCACUGCAGAACUCUCUCAAAGAGCUGUGGUCCCUUCUGCACUUCCUCAUGCCUGACAAGUUUGAGAAUUGGGAAGAUUUUGAAAGCGACCAUGGUAAAGGGACUGACAAUGGCUACCAGAGCCUCCACAAAGUCCUUGAGCCCUUCCUCCUGAGGCGUGUCAAGAAGGAUGUGGAGAAAUCCCUGCCUGCCAAGGUAGAACAGAUCCUCCGUGUGGACAUGUCCGCUGUGCAGAAGCAGUACUACAAGUGGAUUCUGACCAGGAACUUCAGAGCCUUGCAGAAAGGCACCCGAGGCAGCUCAUCUGGUUUCCUCAACAUCGUCAUGGAGCUGAAGAAGUGCACUAACCAUGGUUUCCUCAUCAGGCAGCCCGAGGAGGAGUGUGACACUCAACAGGAGUACCUGCAGGCAUUGGUGAGGGGCAGUGGGAAGCUGGUGCUACUAGACAAGCUGCUGACCAGACUUCGGGAGAGGGGCAACCGAGUCCUCAUCUUCUCCCAGAUGGUGCGGAUGUUGGACAUUCUGGCUGAGUACUUGGCCCUGAAGCGCUACCCAUUCCAGCGCCUGGACGGUUCCAUAAAGGGAGAAAUACGAAAACAGGCACUUGACCACUUUAAUGCUGAAGGCUCUGAGGACUUCUGUUUCCUGCUGUCCACUAGGGCUGGAGGGCUGGGGAUCAACCUGGCAUCUGCAGACACUGUGGUCAUCUUUGACUCUGACUGGAAUCCUCAGAACGACCUGCAGGCUCAGGCCAGGGCUCACAGGAUUGGCCAGAAGAAACAGGUAAAUAUCUAUCGCUUGGUCACAAAGGGAUCUGUGGAGGAAGACAUUAUUGAGCGAGCCAAGAAGAAGAUGGUUUUGGACCAUCUUGUCAUUCAGAGAAUGGACACCACUGGUCGAACUGUACUGGAUAACAACUCUGGAAAUUCUAAUUCCAACCCAUUCAACAAAGAUGAGUUGACUGCCAUCCUGAAGUUUGGAGCUGAAGAUCUGUUCAAAGAGGCAGAAGGAGAGGAGACUGAACCUACGGAGAUGGAUAUCGAUGAGAUCUUGCGGUUGGCUGAAACCAGAGAAAGCGACCACGGAUCCAGUGCCACAGAUGAGCUUCUCUCUCAGUUCAAGGUGGCCAACUUCUCCAACAUGGAGGAGAGUGCUCCAGACCUGGUGGAGCGGACGGUACCUGACUGGGACGACAUCAUCCCUGAGGACCAGAGGCGGAAGCUGGAGGAAGAGCAGAAACAGAAGGAGAUGGAGGACAUCUACAUGCUGCCCAGGAGCAGGAGCUCCAACAAGAGGCCCCAGACUAACGACAGUGACAGUGACAUUGGCUCCAAGCUGAAGCACCGUUCCUCAGGCUCUGAGAGCGAGACGGACGACAGCGGUGAUGACAAGAAGCCAAAGAGGAGAGGCAGGCCCAGAGCCCGCAAGAACAACGUGGAGGGUUUUACUGAUGCAGAGAUCCGCAGGUACAGUAUGUUCAUCAAGGCUUACAAGAAAUUUGCAGCUCCGCUUGAAAGGCUGGAGUGCAUUGCCCGGGACUCUGAGCUGGUGGAAAAAUCCCAGGCAGACCUGAAGAGACUGGGAGAGCUAAUCCACAACAGCUGUGUGACGGCUGUCCAAGAGCACGAAGAGCACCUCAGAGAGAACCCCAGUGAAGCCAAAGGUCCUGGGAAGCGCAGAGGUAUAAACAUAAAAAUCUCAGGAGUGCAGGUCAAUGCCAAGUCCAUCAUUCAGCAUGAGGAGGAGUUUGAGCCACUGCACAAAGUUGUGCCAGCUAAUCCUGCUGAGAGAAACAAGUUCCAACUGACUUGCAGAGUGAAGGUGCCACACUUUGACGUGGACUGGGAUCUGCAGGAUGACACUCAACUGUUGCUGGGGGUCUAUGAGCAUGGCUACGGCAACUGGGAUCUGAUGAAGACCGAUCCGGAUCUCAAACUUGCAGACAAGAUUAUCCCCGAUGACCCAGAUAAGAAACCCCAAGGGAAGCAGUUGCAGGGCAGAGUGGACUAUCUUCUGAAGACGUUGAAGAAAGAAGUGGAGAGUAAAGAAGUCACUAAGGACGAGGUCAAAGUGAAGCAGAGGAAGCCUCGGGUGAAGAAAGAGAACAAGGCCCCUAAAGAUGAGCAGGGAAAUUACAUUUCCUCCCCUCGCCUGUCAGACAACCCCUCCGAGGAAGGGGAGGUGAGGGAUGACGGGACAGAAAAAACUCCCUCAAAGAAGAGACAGAAGAAAAAGGAUAACAAAGAGAACAAAGAAAAACAGGGAACUCCUAAAAAAGAGGUGGAAAAAGACAAACGUCCCAAGACAAAAAAAGAAAAGGCUAAAGGAGCCAAAGGGAAGAAGCCCCAGGGGCCGGUCCACAUUACUGCUGGAAGUGACCCUGUUCCCAUCGGAGAGGAUGACGACGAGCUAGACCAGGAGACCUUCAGCAUUUGUAAGGAGCGCAUGAGGCCGGUGAAGAAGGCUCUGAAGCAGCUGGAUAAGCCUGACGAGGGCCUGUCUGUUCAGGAGCAGCUCCAACACACACGCACCUGCCUGCUGAAGAUAGGAGACCGCAUCACUGAGUGCCUUAAAGCCUACAGCGACUCAGAGCAUGUCAAAACAUGGCGUCGGAAUCUCUGGAUUUUUGUGUCCAAGUUCACAGAGUUCGGAGCGAGGAAGCUUCACAAGCUGUACAAGAUGGCUCAGAAGAAGCGGUCUCAGGAGGAGGAGAAGGAGCAUAAAAAAAAGGGGGAUGACCCAUCGGGCAAGAAGAAGUCUUUCAGAGCAGAGGCGUCUAGUUCCAGUCGAGACUCCACCGGCACCCAGCCAUCGUCGAAGUCUCAUCCAGGCAUGCCUCGCCCCUCUCCCACAUCCCCCCAAGGUCACCACAGAGAAGGCUAUAACAAAUCCAACAACAGACACUUUGGAAAUGAUGAUCGAGAAGAUUGGCAGAGAGAUCGUAAAUACAACUACCCUGGAAAUAGCAAUCAAUCCUGGCAAGGCGAGCGACAUCAUCCAUAUGACGCCCAUCGGUAUAAGGACCAUCACUAUGGCGACCGUCAUCCACGUGAAGACUCCUACCGCAGUAGCUGUAGUAGUUACCGUAGCGGCAGCAGCAACUCCCCGCGGAAGAGGCCAUAUGACCAGUAUGACAACGACCAGGAUCACAGGGACCGCCGGGCCUAUUAUGACAGACAUCCAGACGCCAAGCGUAGACGCGGCGAUGACUUCCGUCCUCCCCAAGACUUCAGGAGUGGAGGAGGCCAUCCCCAGGACUUCAGGGGGAGGAUGCUGGAGCAAAGGGGGCCAACAGGGCAAGAACACUUCACCCGGCCCUAUCCAGACAACAAACCCCCUCCCCUGCUGGACCCACGCUCCCCACAGGCUCAGAAGUCCCCCCAGGACUCACGCUCGCCAAACGCAGAGCGGACUGCAGAGCGUAAAGCUGCAGGGGCUGAUUUAAACUGGAACAACAGGAAGACAUGAGGCCUGUCACUGAAUGGAAAGGUGUUGUCCAGGUGAGGAACACAGUGGUGCUGCUGAAGGACAGGUCUGGGCUGGCUCGAAUCACUGUUUCGCUUGGCCAGACAACCUCAGUCGGAUACGGAAUUGACAAAUACUCUGUUUACCAGCAAACACCAAACUCUCCACAUCCCUCCCCCAGGUGUGAUUGUGGUAACGAUCUGUGUCUGUGCCCAUGUAGAAAAGUGUUCAACAUUAUGGAGUAUGUAUCACACUAAGCAAUGUUUUUGUUGUUGAAAUGACAGAUAAUCAGUCAGUGUUAGUGAUGAGUCUGUAGAAUGCCUAUGGAUAGUUAGUCCUAUGGACUAUUAUGUGGGGAAAAAUUGAUGAUGACUGAUCUGGAAACAUUGAAGUGUCUGAAGUAUUUAGCCUUUUAAAUGUUAGCGGUAUGGGAUUAUUCCCAAAUACUUAGAUUUUUUUGAGUUUAGCUUUAUGCCAUUAUAAUAAAAGUAAUGUUUAUUCAUCUUGACCUGGUUAUGAAAUUAUCAUAAUUUCAUAAAGAAGAUGCCCAUUCUUUCCCUAAAUAAAAAUAAGUGCAUCCUUCUGUCUAAAUUGAAGACUAAUAGUAAGUUAGUCACACCAGUACCUAGUUCUCAGAAUUGCUAUUUAAAGUGUUUUAAUGAGCAUUUGUCAUUAGUGUUGAUAAUCAUUCUUCUGUAAAGACAUUCAUUGUCUUUUUGUUUUGUUUAUGAUAACUUAGUAGCGGGUCAGUGGUUAAGGACCUAAUGAGAAGGACAUGUUUAUAAACAUUAUUUAAGGUAAUUAGUUGUGCAAAGCUUCAGAAGAACACUGACUGUUAAAGUUAUCCCUAACCACGUUUAUUUGUAGGUGUGCAAAGAAUUUGCCAUUUAAACCAUAUUUCUCUCUAUCCUAUGUAUGAAUGGUACUUUUGCAUCUUACAUUGCACAAUUAGUACUGCACUCUACUGGCUUAGUCAACCCGUAAAAGUAUUGCGCUAUGUUUGAGAAGAAUCUGUAAAUCAUUUUUUCAUUUUCUAUAGUUAUGUGACACAGUGACAGCAGUGUAACCACUGAUCGAUUUUCUAAGGUACACGAGUGUUUACGGAUGUGGUUGAUGACAAGCUGUUAUUGGUCAUUCUGUUUUAGUGCCAAACCAGAGACUGGCCCUGCUGUUGUUCUUAUGAUUUCUGGUGUGCUUCUCCAUUUGUGCCUUAUUUCUGUGAAUAUUUUCAUACUGUAUAUCCUACUGGACACAUUUCAUUGAAAUGACAUGGAAACAACUGAUUUAACCAAUGUGUGUACCCAGUGGGAUGAGUUAUGGACAUUUACUGUACUGUUCUACAGAGAUGAUGCAGUAUUAAACAGUCAUUUCUUGAGAUUGUUCUCAAUGGAUGAUUGUGUAACGUGGCAUGCUUGUUAAGCGAAGACUGGUGGUGGGAACAAAAUGAUAUUGUUUGUCAUGUUCUUCUGCAACUCCCCAAAAGAUCUUGGGAAAAAUGAUUUACACAGAUGAAUCAGUGUUAUGUCCUCUGUGGGCAUAUCUGAUAGAAGGAAUAGGCAACCAACACCACCUUCCUUUUCUCCACGCUACAGUCCCUGGAGUUGUGUUUUUGAAAACAAGCCUAAAUAAUUUAUAUUUGUGAGAAAGCCACUCCACGUGAAAUAUACUGUCAAUAUGUUUAUAGACAUAUGUAUUAAACUUUGCUACAUUAUAAAA